AGGAAGAAGUGGUUUGUGAGUGGCUGUUACUUUUGGCCCAGUGUUUGUCAUAGUCAAGUCAAGUACUGUUUGUGAGCGUUAUGUUAUGGUAGCUCUCCUCACCAGUGACUGACAACCAGGAGUCAAGCUGCCAACGCUGUUUGUUGAUGUUCAGCUUGCUUGUUGCUGACAUAGCAGAUUAGAGAUGAGCUGAAGACACAGGAAGAGACACUUCACUGCAGACAUUGUCAGGUGAUGAGAGUUGAGAGGAUCUAGCUGAAAAUAUCAGUGGUAUCAUGGAGGACGACUGCAGGCCUCUGCUGAGCUCAGAACAGACUGGAGAGAGCUACUCACACAGAGGCUCCACAGACUCUCUGGAUGUCAAGGUUAAAAGGCCUUUCUAUGUGGAGCCCAGGAACAUUGUAGAUGAUGACCCGCAGGAAAGAGUGUCUGCUGAGGCUGCCAUCCUCAACAGCAGAGUCCAUUACUACAGCAAACUGACAGGCUCUUCUGACAGACUGCUGAGUCCUCCAAACCAUGUGAUCCCCCGGCCAGAGGAGAUCUAUGUCUACAGCCCACUGGGUACAGCUUUUAAGGUGACAGGCAGUGACCCCUCCUCUAAAAACCCCAGUAUCAUCACCAUAUUUGCUAUAUGGAACACAAUGAUGGGCACAUCCAUACUCAGCAUACCUUGGGGUAUAAAGCAGGCUGGUUUCACUCUAGGGAUCCUCAUCCUCAUCUUCACAGGUCUGCUGAUGCUCUACUGUUGUUACAUUGUCCUCAAAUCACCAAAGGCAAUACCCUACAUGGAUACAUCAGACUGGGAAUUUCCUGAUGUUUGUAGAUACUACUUUGGCAAGUUUGGCCAGUGGUCCAGCUUGAUCUUCUCUAUGGUGUCACUUAUUGGAGCCAUGGUGGUUUACUGGGUACUCAUGUCCAACUUCCUCUACAACACCGGGCAAUUUAUCUACAACUAUGCUCACAAUGUCAACGUGUCAGAUUCAGAGUUUGAAACCAAUGGCACAGAAAAAGUCAUCUGUCCAUACCAUAACCUUAAUCCUGGAGAGAACAACAGUAUCAACACACUUUACCUUGGUAACAGCGGAAAUGAAACUUCUGAUGUCAUGUCUUUUGGACACUGGUGGAGUAAAACCAACACCAUCCCUCUCUACCUCAUCAUCCUGCUGCUGCCACUGCUCUGCUUCCGUUCAGCCUCCUUCUUUGCAAGGUUCACUUUCUUGGGGACCAUCUCAGUGGUCUACUUGAUUGUUCUGGUCACUAUAAAAGCUGUCCACCUUGGCUUCCACCUAGAGUUCCACUGGUUUGACACAACCCAGUUCUAUGUUCCAGAGUUCAGACUGCUCUUCCCUCAGCUGACUGGUGUUCUCACUCUGGCCUUCUUCAUCCACAACUGCAUCAUCACAUUGAUGAAGAGCAACAUGCACCAAGAGAACAAUGUGCGGGACCUGUCUGUGGCUUAUCUUCUGGUAGGACUGACCUAUCUGUAUGUGGGAGUGUUGAUCUUUGCUGCCUUUCCUUCACCUCCUCUCUUCAAAGACUGCAUUCAACCAAAUUUCUUGGAUAACUUCUCCAGCAGUGAUGUGAUGGUGUUCGUGGCUCGGACCUUCCUGUUGUUCCAGAUGAUCACAGUCUAUCCGUUACUGGGAUACUUGGUCCGGGUCCAGGUGAUGGGUCAGAUCUUUGGCAGUCAUUACCCAAGUUUCUUCCAUGUCCUGGUACUGAAUAUCUUAAUUGUGGCAGCUGGUGUCCUGAUGGCCAAGUUUUAUCCCAAUAUUGGAUCCAUUAUACGCUUUUCUGGAGCAACAUGUGGCUUGGCUCUGGUGUUUGUCUUUCCUGCGUUAGUCCACAUGAUCUCCCUGAAGCGGCAGGGGGCGCUCCGCUGGCCGUCAGCCCUCUUCCACAGUUUCCUAAUCUUGCUGGGCAUUGCCAAUCUGCUGGCCCAAUUCUUCAUGUAGUGAAGCAGUCACACACAAACACCCUGAACCUUUCAAAGCCAAAAUUAAAAGAUGUGAUGGAGAUUUCAGAUCGUAAUCUCUGAAAUUAGAUGUAGAAUAAUGGAGUGCAUUAUGUGUAUUAUCCAACUAAUGUCAUGUCUACCAAAAUAAUAAACCACUGCAGCCUCUAGCCACUCAGAUUCAUCGUCUGUGACUGUGUUAUAAGAUUAAAUAUCACACACUUCCUGUAAUAAAAAUGAAAGUUUUGCUUUGGAAAGGUUUAUGCUUCAGGGAAAUAACAGAAAUCUAUUAUCUUGGUUUGAUCUUUUUAUUUCUCCCUGCCAUCCAGUCAGUGGUUAUUUUUAUGAUAAAGUUUUUCUUGAAGAUGAUUUCCUACAUGAUUACUCCUGCACAGACUGAUUGCAGACCUGCCAAACAGAGACAUGCUGUGUUCUGUGUUGCAACUCUGUCAUUCAUGGUAACAUCAGCUGCAAACUGAUAGGAACAUUUGGAAUGAGGUCAGCAUAGUGACUGAGAGUAUUCUUAAACUAUUGUAUUAAAGGUCUGCUUUUAUGUAGAUUCAAGCAGCAUCUUAGUCAAACAUGAAAUCUACAGUUUUGAGUGAACUUUAAAUGUGUUACAUGUGAAGCUUACAGCUGGAUCAUAUAGAACCGUGUGUUGCUGACAGCAGGGAAUCGUUUGACUAACUUUGUGAUUAUGUUAACGCUAUGUUACGCUAAGGCAGCCAUGUUCUGUGCAUAUUUUUGACAAAACUUUUGGCAGUCUUUUCAUAUUUAUGAGCAGUGUUGAUUUACAUGUUUGACAACAUGUUUACAUGAUGCCUAUUUUCUAGAGACUGUGCCCAAUCUCCUGUAUUUUACUAAUGAAAGGAAAGACAAAGGGAAUAUAUGUGUGGAAAUAAACCAUAUCAGAUUAUGAAAACUGUA
Molecule: messenger RNA, 2881 nt
Organism: Scomber japonicus (chub mackerel)
Lineage: Eukaryota; Metazoa; Chordata; Actinopteri; Scombriformes; Scombridae
Gene: slc38a9
Product: solute carrier family 38 member 9
Exons: 15
Coding region: 276-1955 (559 amino acids)
Biological process (GO): amino acid transmembrane transport
Molecular function (GO): amino acid transmembrane transporter activity
Source: RefSeq, a predicted model, not a curated record